Molecule: messenger RNA, 769 nt
Organism: Phytophthora infestans T30-4
Lineage: Eukaryota; Oomycota; Peronosporomycetes; Peronosporales; Peronosporaceae
Product: DNA-directed RNA polymerase II 36 kDa polypeptide A
Exons: 1
Coding region: 44-769 (241 amino acids)
Biological process (GO): DNA-templated transcription
Cellular component (GO): RNA polymerase II, core complex
Molecular function (GO): DNA binding; DNA-directed RNA polymerase activity; protein dimerization activity
Source: RefSeq, a predicted model, not a curated record
GGGGGAGUUGCUACGCUGCCACCAAGGUUUGGAGUCUGUCGCGAUGCCGCACCCGCGCUUCCCCAAGAUCGACGUCCAAGAGCUUCGCGAUGACUUUAUCCGCUUCGAGCUGUCGGAGACGGACGCUAGCGUGGCCAACGCCAUCCGCCGCGUCAUGAUCUCCGAGGUACCGACGCUGGCCAUUGACUUGGUGAGUAUCGAGAUCAACACGUCGGUCAUGACGGACGAGUUCCUGGCGCACCGACUGGGUAUGAUCCCGCUCAACUUCGAUGGUGGACUCGAGAACUUCCGCCAGCGCUUCGUGUACUCGCAGGACUGUGACUGUGACGAGAACUGCCCCAACUGCUCAGUCGAAUUCACGCUGGACGUGACUGCCGACAGUGGCGUGCUGUCCGUCACGAGCGAGGCUCUCAAAUCCUCAGACCCAUACAUUCGCCCUGUUAACUUCUCGUCCGAGGAAGAGCUUAACAACACACAGGACAGCGGCGUCAUCAUCGCUAAGCUCGGCCCCGGACAGAGACUACGUCUUUCGGCCAUCGCCAAGCUUGGCAUCGGCAAGGAGCACGCGAAGUGGUCUCCCGUGGCAGUCGCCACGUACAUGUACGACCCCAUUAUUACGCUUAAUCAGGCCGUUCUGAGCACCUACUCGCCCGAGCAGAAGGCUGAGCUCUACAAGAGCUGCCCCACAGAAGUGUUCGAGACGGAUGAGAACUACGAACAGGUGAGAGAGGAGGAUCGAGUGGUGCAGAAGAGAAAAGACGAUUGCUGA